This is a messenger RNA of Tilletiaria anomala UBC 951, 297 nucleotides long. RefSeq lists its product as uncharacterized. The record is from RefSeq and is a predicted model, not a curated record. The transcript has 2 exons. NCBI's taxonomy places the organism in Eukaryota, Fungi, Basidiomycota, Exobasidiomycetes, Georgefischeriales, Tilletiariaceae. The annotation marks the transcript as partial.
CAGCCGUUCAAAAUGGCGCCAAAAGCAAAUGCAAAGGUUGCGUCGUCUACUACUCGGAAGACCAAGAAAUCCAAGGACCCGAACGCAAUCAAGAAGCCUCUCUCUGCAUACAUGUACUUCAGCCAAGCGCAGCGCGAACAGGUCAAGCUCGAGAACCCAGAGGCUGGCUUUGGUGACGUGGGGCGUCUUCUCGGUGCAAAGUGGAAGCAGAUGACCGACGACCAGAAGAGGCCAUAUGUUGCGCAAGCCGAUGCGGACAAGGCGCGUCACGAGAGGGAGAAGGCAGCACGUGCCUAA